UGCCACCGAGGUCUGGGGACCGCAGCCGUGGGCACAUGGGUCGGGACUCGGAUCCGAACCUCAGAGGAGGGGCUGUGCUGUUAGACCAGGGGCGCAGCCGCAAGACCCUGAGUCGAGUGGCCGGGGUUGUCCUCCCCAACCAGUAGAGACCCGCCCACAGCCCGUGGAGCGCCCCGCCCGCCGCCCGCCCCCGCCAUCCGAGCCGGGCUCCGCCGCCAGGGAAUCUCCAGACUGUAGCGAUCUCCAGGACCUGAGGUUUCCGGAGCUCUUCGAGGUCGCUUCGCCCGGAGCAGGCCUCUUUGGAGCCCUCACCAGGUGUCUGCCGCUUUCCAGCAUGAGGGUCUUCUUGCCUGUACUGCUGGCAGCCCUUUUGGGUGUGGAGCAAGCCCAUUCCCUAAUGUGCUUCUCCUGCACCGAUCAGAAGAGCAACUUGAAAUGCCUGUGGCCAACUGUAUGCCCGAGCUCUGACAAUUACUGUGUCACAGUAUCUGCUGCCGCCGGCUUUGGGAAUGUCAACCUUGGCUACACCCUGAAUAAGGGCUGUUCCGAAAUCUGCCCUCGUGAGAACAUCAACGUCAACUUAGGAGUAGCAUCCGUGAAUAGCUACUGCUGCCAAAGCUCCUUCUGUAACAUCAGCACAGCUGGCCUUGGUCUUCGCGCCAGUAUCCCCAUGCUGGGCCUUGGACUCCUGCUCAGCUUGCUGGCUCUGCUGCAACUGGAGCCCUGACCACCCCCGUGUGCUCCCCAUAUUCCCCCCAGCUCAGGAAGAAAAGCAGCCCCUUUUAGAUCCCAGGGGACUCUAGGAGCCUUCAGCUCCUCCUGGGUGUGUCUGGUCCCCUUCUACACUCUCUCAGCAUCAGGGAUGAGCACCAAAUGGACCCACAUCUGCUCUGUUGAAAUGGGACUGGCUACCCUUGUGUCCAGAGCCAAUCCUGUGACUUCCUUUGGGGAACCAGGAAAGGGGUGAAAAUCUUCCUUGGAGUCUCAGAGUCAGACACACUGACGAGGAUGUCUAACCGAACGAAUGUACACCUGUGUGCUUAGUGUGUCUGUGUGUGAAUGAAGCCACCUGGAGUGGAGAUGGGCAAAGGGGACCUGGAAGAUUCUAGAGCGGAAGGCCUCUGUCUCCACUAAAACUCCUUCCCCUGGCAUUACCGUACCCAGGUUGUACCUAUUUCAGGAGGCUGCCCAUGGAGGACUGCCACUCCCAGUGAAGGCUCCCACCCCUAGACCCAGUUGAGUCCCUGCCUGCCCUCUCUGCCCACACUGGCUUCCUGCUGCUAUUCUAGUGCCUCAAAUAAACUGUUCCCACCCA
This is a messenger RNA of Microtus ochrogaster (prairie vole), 1315 nucleotides long. RefSeq names its product lymphocyte antigen 6 family member E (gene Ly6e). Gene Ontology annotation, cellular component: plasma membrane. NCBI's taxonomy places the organism in Eukaryota, Metazoa, Chordata, Mammalia, Rodentia, Cricetidae. Gene Ontology annotation, molecular function: acetylcholine receptor inhibitor activity. The record is from RefSeq and is a predicted model, not a curated record.